AUGGCGCGCAAGAAGAUCCGCGAAUACGAUGGCAAGCGCAUUGUCGCGAGGCACAUAGUCAAGCGCAAAAAUGUCAAGCUGGGGGGUGCCGGCGCGAACGUCGCAUCCCCCAAGCACUGCCUCAACGCCGCGCAGGUGAGUGCCUCGGCCGUCGAGGCAGCGGUGUCCGCCGAGGCCUUCUACAACAAGCUCGCGAAUGAACAGCCGUGGUUGCUCGAGACCAAGCUCGUCGUCAAGCCGGACAUGCUCUUCGGAAAGCGCGGCAAGAACAACCUCGUCCUGCUCAACGCCGAUUAUGCAACUGCCCAAAAGUUUAUCGCAGACAAGAUCGGCACCGAGGUUGACGUGUCGGGCGUCAAGGGCACCCUCACCACCUUUUUGAUUGAGCCGUUCGUGCCGCACAAGGAGGAGUAUUAUUUGUCGAUACAGACGGUGCGCGAGGGCGAUCGCUUGAGUUUUGGCGCGUGCGGAGGGAUUGAAAUCGAGGACAACUGGGACAAGGUCAAGUCGGUUACUGUCCCGAGCGGAGAGCCAGAAAUUGAUUCGCUGCUUGAUCACGAAAAGCAUGUCGCCCCGCUGCUGGAGGGUACUGACAUUCCGGCGGAAAGCAAACAGGUUCUCGCUAGUUUCAUCGUUGCGUGCUACGAGACCUACGUAGAGUUAGAUAUGACGAUGCUGGAGAUGAAUCCGUUUGCACUCGACGAACAAGGCCUUCCUGCCAUCUUGGAUUCCCGCGUCGAACUCGAUAGCUAUGCCUCGUUCAAGAAUGCAAAGCUGUGGGGCCCAGAUCUUGAAUUGCCAGAGCCCUGGGGCCGACAGAAAUGCGAAGAGGAGCGCAUAAUCCAGGCCAUGGAUGAUAGAUCGGGCGCUUCCAUGAAGCUCUCCGUCCUCAAUCCGGAGGGAAGGAUGUGGACCAUGGUUGCUGGUGGCGGUGCUUCGGUUAUCUACGCCGAUCAAGUCGUGCAGCUGGGCUUUGGCGAUGAGCUCGGAAACUACGCCGAGUAUUCUGGAAAUCCAAAAGAGCAAGAAACUUAUAUGUAUGCCAGAACGCUUCUCAAUCUGGUCACUCGUAAUCCGGAUGGGAAAAGGCGCUCAUUGAUCUGCGGCGGAGGUGUUGCAAACUUUAGCGACAUAGCAGCAACUCUUGGCGGCCUUCAACAGGCUCUCACCGACUUUCAUGGCAAGCUGCAGAUGGCCAAGGUCAAGGUCUUCGUCCGUCGUGGCGGGCCAAAUUACAAGGCUGGGCUUCAGUUGAUGCGAGACCUCGGCAACAACCUUGACAUUCCCAUCGAAGUGUACGGACCAGACACGAACAUGACACAUAUCGUUUCGUUGGGCAUUCGAUGGAUUAAAGAAGGGCAUUGAUAGCCUGCCUAUCUACGUUGAGUUGGAAUAAAUGAGUAUAGUAGCAAUCACAUUCUUGCGGCGAGACUGCUCAGGGUGAUUUUUA
Chondrus crispus (carragheen) is the source of this 1450-nucleotide messenger RNA. RefSeq names its product ATP-citrate lyase. Gene Ontology annotation, biological process: succinyl-CoA metabolic process; tricarboxylic acid cycle. Gene Ontology annotation, cellular component: succinate-CoA ligase complex. The record is from RefSeq and is a predicted model, not a curated record. Lineage: Eukaryota; Rhodophyta; Florideophyceae; Gigartinales; Gigartinaceae. Bases 1 to 1365 code for a protein of 454 amino acids. The transcript is spliced from 2 exons. Gene Ontology annotation, molecular function: succinate-CoA ligase (ADP-forming) activity.